This is a messenger RNA of Acipenser ruthenus (sterlet), 4530 nucleotides long. RefSeq names its product ankyrin repeat and SAM domain-containing protein 6-like. The transcript is spliced from 16 exons. Lineage: Eukaryota; Metazoa; Chordata; Actinopteri; Acipenseriformes; Acipenseridae. Gene Ontology annotation, cellular component: cytoplasm. The record is from RefSeq and is a predicted model, not a curated record. The coding region runs from base 290 to 2980 and encodes 896 amino acids. Gene Ontology annotation, molecular function: protein binding. Gene Ontology annotation, biological process: innate immune response.
UUGCUAUUGGUCAACUCCUUUUGUAAAAUCAGUACUGCGUAAUAAAUCACUACCAGAGAUCAGUCGCUAAAAGAGUCAAUAAUCUACUUGGAGCUGCUGCGAUUUCUGUCCUGUUUGUCUCAGUCAUUGUCAUAUCAGGUUCUACCACCAUUCAUGCUGGAGAGUAAAUAAAGGCAAUGUCUAUUCAACGUCUACCAGCGGUAAACAUCAGGGGCUGCAGGAAACCAGUUUUAGGAACUCUCAGGAUUCCAGAAAAGAACACCAGCAUUAACCUUGCGAACCACUUGAAAUGGAUUUCGGAAUUCCAGCAAACGUGCAGGUUUUAUUCCGAGCAUGCGAUGAGGGCGAUUACGAGAGUGCCAGGCGAAUCCUAGAACCAGGUGUUGCUGAAAGCGCGACACCUGGAAGGCUCCGUUCUGAUGCGGGAUCAGAGUGCAACGCAGACAGCUCGAACCCGAGGUCAGCUUCGCUUGUCCCGGUUGAUUGCACAGAUGAGGAGGGUAACACAGCGCUCCAGUUCGCUGCUGCUAGUGGACACGAGAAUGUUGUUCGGUUCUUGCUAAGAAAAGGAGCUUCGGUAGACAGCCGGAAUCACUAUGGUUGGACCCCGCUUAUGCAAGCAGCAAGAUUUGGCCAUCUGAGUGUUGCCCACAUGUUGUUGGAAAAUGGUGCUGAAAUAAAUGCCAAAAACAGAAUCGGGGCCAGCGUCCUAACAAUGGCAUCAAGGGGUGGUCACGUCAGUGUUGCGAAACUGUUAAUGGAAAGUGGAGCCUUUGUCGACGACUACGAUCAUUUGGAUGUUAACAUGGGGAAUAAUAACAAAGGAGAAUUCCCAGACAUCACUGCCCUGAUGACUGGAGCACAGCACGGGCAUGAAGCCCUGGUGAAGUUGUUACUGGAGUGGGGUGCAGAGCCGAAUUACAGCAUCAAAACAACAGGAUGGAGCCCACUUAUGCUGUCAACACUCAGUGGGAAAGUAAGUGUGGCACAUCAGCUAGUGGAACGAGGAGCAGACCCAGACCACAAAAAUGUGCUGGCUAAAACAUCAUUUGAGAUUGCGAUGAACAGUAAACAUAAGGAGAUGAAGAAUUAUCUGGAUGCCAUAACCACCAUCCGCCCACAGUCAGGAGAAGAGAAGAGAAGGCCAGAUGUCUUUCAUGCACUGAAACUUGGAAAAUGCCAGUUAGUUAAGGAGAUAUUAGAUGAAGAUCCUGGCCAAGUGAACAUUGCUAAUCCUGAUGGUGCCUCUCCCCUGAUGAUCGCUGCAGUGAAUGGGCAGCUGGAUAUUGUUCAAUUGCUUGUGGAGGGAAAUGCUGACAUUGACAAGCAGGACAGUGUUCAUGGGUGGACAGCACUGAUGCAAGCUACAUAUCACGGGAAUAAGGAUGUUGUUAAGUAUUUGUUGAAUCAAGGAGCUGAUGUUCAUCUUCGGGCCAAAAAUGGAUAUACUGCAUUUGAUCUUGUUAUGCUGCUUAAUGAUCCAGAUACAGAACUUGUGAGGUUGCUGGCCUCUGUGUGCAUGCAAGUAGACAAAGAUAAGGACAAACAGAAGUCCAAGUCAUCACUACCACGCUCAAAAAGGAGGCUGUCUUUAAACAUCCCUGUGCCUCCGGAUGAUAAAGGGGGGCUGAAGUCCUGGUGGAACAGAAUGUCCAAUAGGUUCCGGAAGCUCAAACUGACUAGGACACUGAGGCACGGCUUCUCCACUAGUCGUCUGGCACCGUUUCCAGAUGAUACUGAUGUGUCCCUGGAUUCUACAAUGAAGGCAGACCAGAAGAACAGUGGGAACAAUGGAUCGAUAGUGCUGCCUCCUAUCUUGGGAACUGCGGACAUGACUACAGCCUGGGCAGUGAAAAGCAAAGAUAGCGGACUUGGCAGUACUAGCACAGAGAAGGAUGAUACCCUAAUAACAACCAUGCUCAGAAAUGGUGCUCCCUCUACCCGUCUCCCCAACGACAAGCUGAAAGCUGUGAUUCCUCCAUUCCUUCCUCUCUCAAACUUCGAGCUGUGGGACUCUGACCGGUCGCGGAUCAACAAAGAAGGCAAGAGCGAACAAACAAGGCUCUCCAUGCCACAGAGACCUGGUAAAGGCAACUUCAACAGCAGCGGAAACUCUGACAUAACUUCUGUCAGUCGUGUUGUGGCCAGGCCAAUUAAGUUUCCGAGUAUUGUCAGAAGCCCAUCCUCUCCUUCAAACUCUGGCAAUUUCAACUACUCCCCUCACUCUUCAGGAGGUUCCAAUGGUGUAGCUGGUAUUAACAGGCAUGGAGGUGAUCCACAUAAUCGAUCAGGUGGCAGUGCUGACAGUGUCCUGUCCCAGAUUGCAGCCCAAAGAAAGAAAGCAGCGAGUUUGUCGGAACAGAAAACUCCCACCUUGGACAGCCAGACUCCCACUGUUCCAGAUAUCAACUUGCCCAGCCUGCAUGGUACCCACAGCUUAGUGGGCAGCAGCUGUCACAGUGAAAAGAAAUCAGACACCAGUAAGAGGCCUCAGUCUGGGACCUCCUCCACGUCCAAGAGCACCUCUCCCACGCUGACCCCUUCACCCUCCCCCACUCCUAAAGGCCCCCAUGCAGAUUCCUUCUUAUCCUCCUCCUCCUCCUCCAAUCAACGCUCCAAGAGCAGUGGAGGCUCAAGCAGUGGCACCAUCACUGACGAAGAUGAACUCUCUGGGAUCCUAAAGAAGCUUUCUCUAGAGAAAUACCAACCAAUAUUUGAAGAGCAGGAGGUGGACAUGGAAGCAUUCCUCACACUCAGUGAUGGGGAUUUGAAGGAGCUGGGUAUAAAAACAGAUGGGCCAAGACAGCAAAUCUUAGCAGCUAUCUCAGAGUUAAAUGCUGGAAAGGGCAGAGAAAGGCAGAUUUUACAAGAAACUAUUCACAACUUCCAUUCUUCCUUUGGGAGCAGUGCCAGCAACCCACGACCACCUGGUUAUCCUCGCUCACCAGCAGGCUGGGUUAGACAACAAGUUCGGAGGUAAAACUCAACAGGACCAAGCCCCAGGGGUCAUUAAGAGUUGUGAAAUCAUAGAGUGAUGGGAAAUUGAUCCCAGGUGAAAGGAAGACUGGCUCUUCUCAACGCCAGUGUUUCAGUGUAUGGGACUGUGCAGGAAGACACUGAAGAAAGUGACUGCAUGCCCAGACAAGACCUGGGCAUCUCCACUAUGGGAUACAAGUAACGCCUACAGGAGGUGCAGGAUUGUGGAUUUUUUUGGAAGGACUUGUAACAGAGUGCUAAGGAAUGUGCUGCAAUCAAAACAUCACAGUAAUAUGAAAAAUGAAUAGGUGAUGUUGGUAAUGCCAAAAACCAGGAAUACAUAAAUAACGCAUUGUAUUACGAACAAUGGUGAAAUCUGAGUAACUGAAAAUGACAGUCUUGCCACAGAGAAGCUGGAUUCUGGAAAACAUGGAUUUGAUCUUUUAGGGUACUUUUGAAGAAACCAGCACAAGUGAAGACAGGUUCUAGCAGGAUACAAGUGAUCCUAAGCGGCUAAGCGAAAUGGCAGAAGAUAGCCUUUGAAACACACCCUGGAAGAACAACCACAGGAAUGCUAUGAUGUAAUAGGAGCAUCAAAAUAACUCAGUGAAAUAACUCCACUAUUGAAGCAUUUUACAGAUGAAGGUAUACAAUCACAAGUAUUAAGAGACGCUGUUCUGUGAUAUUAUUUGUUUUGUGAUGGGAUCCCCUUUUUACUAACUAUUCCUUGUUUGCUGCAGCUGACCCAUAUUCAAGGCCUGUGAUUGGAUUUUUUCGGUUUGUCACAAUUAUCUUACUGUUGUUCAUCCCUUUUUUCUGUUCGAUGGCUGCAAAUGACCGAAAACAAUUUCCAGGAUUUUUAAACAAAUCAGAGAACAUGUGCAAUUCCUUCGGAACACAUUUUUCUGAUCUAUUGAAAUAAAACUAAAAAAAGGAUCAGUGUUUUGUCUUUUCAAUGAAUGAUAUAAUAUCAUUGGGUUGCAUCUUAAAUUCAAAGGAAUACAGUACAUAACACUACUUCCAGUACGACGGCUGCAUUGUACUCUAUGGAGGAGCAUACGCGUCUGCCAGUUGAAUGCCUGCAUCCAGGGGCUGUGUUGUAAACACAGACGCAGUUCCAUUGAACACUGUUGUGUAAACUGGUACAUACAAACCUGUAAAACCGAAAUGUGUGUUUUUUGUUUGUAAUUUAAAAAAAGAAUAUAUAACAUACAUUUCAUAUUAGGCACAUAAGUUGUUAUCCUAACUGUCAUUUCAGUUUGCUGUGUGCAUCUGAGUGCAGCUUGCUGUAUUCCAAUCAAAAUGACUACUUUCAAGAUUAAAUAUUUCCUUCUGAUAUAUUCCCAGUUGCAUUUGUGGAACAAAACGAAGGAUUGUUGUCUCCCAGGUACAUUGAAAAAUAAGCAACUAGGCUUUCACUGAGUUUGCAUCUUGACAAAUCCACAACCAUAGCAAUCUCUGUCUUGUAAUCAGUCUACAAACAAAGAGAGGCUUGAAAUAAAAAAAACACAUGUGCUAGGAGGAGGCAUGUCUUGUUUGCUGCAUUUACAAAAA